CAGGACUUUUCCACGCGAAGCCCAGGCUCACAGUAAUUCGACUACGGCGCAAAGGCCGUCAGCAAACAUGGCCAAGGACAAGAAGAAGGGCGGCGCCGACGCCAAAAAGGCCAGAAAAGCCGAGAAGGCGGCCAAGCAGGCCAACAAGGGAGAAAAGAAGGCCAAAACGAAGCAAGCCAAGAUCGAGGGCAGCGAUGCUGAGGAUGUCGAUCUCGACGAGGUUCUCGAGGAAUACCGUCGCCAGCAGGAGCAGUUCCUCAAAGUCACCGAGGCAGUGUGCGAGUCUCCGCCAAAGGCCCGCGCUGCAUCUACGUUGAUGGCCUCGCCCCACGACAGUAACAGUUUGCUGCUCUUUGGUGGCGAAUACUUCAACGGAUCGCUGGCUCAGUUCUACAACGACCUCAACAUCUACAACAUCAGCCGUGACGAGUGGCGCUGCGUCACCUCGCCCAACGCGCCGCUGCCCAGAUCCGGACAUGCUUGGACUAGAGCUGGAAACCCGAACCACGUCUACCUAUUCGGAGGAGAGUUCUCGUCGCCCAAGCAGGGCACAUUCCAUCACUACAAUGACUUUUGGCGGCUGGAGCCUGCCACGAGGGAGUGGACCAAGAUCGAAGUCAAGGGCAAGGACAAGAGCCCGUCAGCUCGCAGCGGACACCGCAUGACAUACUGGAAACAGUACAUCAUUCUGUUUGGUGGCUUCCAGGACACGUCGAACCAGACCAAAUAUCUAGCCGACUUAUGGAUCUUUGACACGGUGAACUUUGUGUGGCAUUCGCCUCAGCUUCCCCCUGCCCAACUGAAGCCAGAUCCCCGAUCGUCCUUUACUCUGUUGCCUCAUGACCAGGGCGCAGUUCUCUACGGAGGAUACUCGCGAGUCAAGUCAACUGUACAAGUUAAGCAGAAAGGCGGCAAGGGGGGACAGAACCAGGCUCAGAGGAAUGUCCUGAUCCCCAAGGUCCACGAUGAUAGCUUCUUCUUGAGGAUGAUCCAGCCUCCAACUGAUGCUAACCCCAGCACGCCUCCGACGGUGCGUUGGGAGAAGCGAAAGAAGCCAGCCAACGCCCCGAACCCUACUCGUGCGGGUGCUACCAUGACCUGGCACAAGGGUCGAGGUAUCCUCUUCGGAGGUGUGCAUGACGUGGAGCAGAGCGAAGAGGGGAUAGACAGCGAGUUUUUCAACCAACUGUUCGCCUGGAAUAUCGAACGAAACCGAUUUAUGCCUCUGGCUUUGCGAAAGCCUCGCCAGCAGAAGAAGAAUGCCCCCGAGCAGCGAGUUGGUCGCCGAGGACGCGCCCAAGCCAAUGAGGAUGAGUUACUCAGGCAGCUAGCGGCUCUUGAGAAAGGCACUUCCCUCGAAGAUGCUGAUGACAUUGAGCUUGAAAAGAAAGAGGAGGUACCGGAUGAAAAGCCCGUCAAGGAGAUGCCUGUGACGAUGGAACCUCCUCAUGUGAGGUUCAAUGCUCAGAUGGCCAUCCAGGACGACGUGCUCUAUAUCUACGGCGGAACAUUUGAGAAAGGAGAUCGAGAGUUUACCUUUGACGACCUCUACGCCAUCGAUCUAGGCAAGCUCGAUGGGUGCAAGGAGAUCUUUACGCGACCUGUGGAAGACUGGAUUGAAUCGGAAGACGAGGACGAUGAUGACGAGGAUGACGAGGACGAGGACGAGGAAGACGAUGAAGAGGAGGAGGAGGAUAAAUCCCAGCAGCUCUAUACGGCGAGCAAGCGGAAGAAGAAGCAGGAUGAGGCUCCUGAGGUUUCUUCUGAACCUUCUGAAACCCCCUCGGAGACGACAACUGAGGAGGACGACACGGAAACUGCCACUUCUGUGGACGACGGGCUUCCACACCCCAGGCCGUUCGAGACCCGACGCGAGUUCUUCGUGCGCACGACGGCAGAGUGGCAGGAGAUUCUCAUGACCAACCUGCGGUGGAAAAACAUCCAGCCCGAAUCGCUGACAAUCAAGGAGAUCAAGACCAAGGCGUUCGAGCUCAGCGAGGAGAAGUGGUGGGACUCACGCGAGGAGAUCACGGCGCUGGAGGAGGAGCAGGAGGCGGCGGGCAUCCAGGAGGUGGUCAGCCUCGCCGAGAGGGGCGACGCCGGUACAAGCGGGCCGGGAGCGAGGAGGAGAUAGCGAGGCCAGAUGCCACUGUACAUGGAGAUACAUAGGUAGGUAGCGAGUAGUCGCGGCAAUGAAACAUCAGGCUUGGAUAGGAAGUUGUUUCGCGGUGGGUGGAGCUGCUGAAGGUCGGACAAGCGGGCCAUGGUGUGAUGAGGACAUGGAUGACCCAUGAAGAUGCAUCUCAGGUGAGUUGCUGAGAUUGAUCGCAGUGCAGUAGGAUGUCCACCCCAGGCUGUCAGUGUUGUCAGUGUUGUCAUUACUUGUCAUGUCGG
This is a messenger RNA of Ilyonectria robusta, 2394 nucleotides long. RefSeq lists its product as uncharacterized. The record is from RefSeq and is a predicted model, not a curated record. The transcript is spliced from 4 exons. Gene Ontology annotation, molecular function: protein binding. Lineage: Eukaryota; Fungi; Ascomycota; Sordariomycetes; Hypocreales; Nectriaceae. Bases 68 to 2134 code for a protein of 688 amino acids.